UUUUUUUUUUUUAUCGUUGUACUGUUUGAUCAUGGACGUUGUUGCCACUGCUGAAAAGAGUACUGAACAAUUCAUCCAAUUCUUUUACGGAAACUAUGAUAAGCAAAGAAGUGCUCUAGGCAAUCUUUACCGUGACAACUCUGCUAUUUUAUGGAAUGGCAACGCUUUCUCUGGUGCUCAACAAUAUUCAGAAUUCUUAGGACGUUUACCAGUAUCACAUCAUGAAUUAGAUGUAUAUGAUUGUCAUCCUAUAGCUGCAAUCACCAAUUCACUAGGUGCGACAGGUAUCUUGAUCAAUGUGACUGGAUCGGUGAAAUACGGCGAUCAUCCCAACAAAAGGACUUUUUCUCAAACGUUUAUUUUGGUGCCUGACGAAGUUCAAGCUGGAAACUAUUAUGUUCAAAGUGAUAAUUUUAGAUUCGUAUGAACUCUCUGAUACAUCAACUUCCUUCAUACGCAAAUAUAUAUUCCACACAAAAAAAUCACACCUACAUACAUACAUACAUACAAUACAUAUAUAAAUGACAAUUAUAACGACAAUUCACAACUAUAAACAAUCGUAUUCUUCGUUGUCUAUAACUUGGUUAUCUUUUUUUUUCAGCUAUUCCCAUUC
Molecule: messenger RNA, 613 nt
Organism: Halteromyces radiatus
Lineage: Eukaryota; Fungi; Mucoromycota; Mucoromycetes; Mucorales; Cunninghamellaceae
Exons: 5
Coding region: 32-427 (131 amino acids)
Biological process (GO): protein import into nucleus
Cellular component (GO): nuclear pore central transport channel
Source: RefSeq, a predicted model, not a curated record